AUGUUGCAGCUGAAAAAGAAUAAGAUCGUGACAAAUGUCUCGGAAGGCCAGGUGGAAAUACGGCAGAUGGAGGUAGAUUGGUAUUGUGGAAACUACCAGACCAUUUCAGGACAAGCAGCGAUGCUGGCAGGCUUUGCCUUCAAUUUCAUCACGGCACCGAUGCCAGAGGAGAAGCAGAACGCAACGCUGGAACUUAUUUAUUUCUUCUGCGUUUGUGCUGCAAUGGGUGCUGAGCUUGGAGUCAUUGUCAUUUCCAGCUCGUUGUCUGUUUGGGCACCAUCACUGGCGCUGAGAGGCAAGAGAGGUGCUACUGACUUGCAUAAGGCAUGCGACACCCUUCGAGACUAUCAAACGCUGGUGUUUAGCUGCUUCAUGUGCGGAUGGGUGAUCUAUUUCGUCGCAAGCAUUUUGCAGGUUUGGGUCUUCUACCGGAAGUCCAUUGCCAUGUUUGUUUCCAUCCCGUUCUGCCUUUUCACGCUUGCAAUUGUUUGGUAUCUCUUGGAUUUGCGGUGGAAGCUCAGCUUGCCUGAAGAUCAGGUGGUCAGUGGAAAGAUUGCGCACUUUAAACGCUAUGAAUCCAUUGGUGACAUCGCUGAUGGUCUGGGUCGCCCAGAGCCGCGGUGUUUGUCGAGAAGAUGGCCUUGGAGUUGGAGUUUGGGAUGA
This is a messenger RNA of Durusdinium trenchii, 663 nucleotides long. The record is from the annotation of a GenBank genome assembly. NCBI's taxonomy places the organism in Eukaryota, Dinophyceae, Suessiales, Symbiodiniaceae.